Molecule: messenger RNA, 2948 nt
Organism: Carlito syrichta (Philippine tarsier)
Lineage: Eukaryota; Metazoa; Chordata; Mammalia; Primates; Tarsiidae
Gene: MIMS1
Product: family with sequence similarity 210 member A
Exons: 4
Coding region: 108-926 (272 amino acids)
Cellular component (GO): mitochondrion
Source: RefSeq, a predicted model, not a curated record
AGUGACACGGCCGCGGCAUCCGGGGAGCUGCCUCCAGCUCGGGCGGUGCACGACGGCCGCGGCCCCAGCGCCCUACGAGAAGCUGAACUCUAUCACCUUUCUUCAAAAUGCAAUGGAACGUACCACAGACUGUAUCUCGACUGGCACAAAGGACGUGCUUAGAACCACAUAAAGCUGGUCUUUUUGGACACUGUCAAAGUAUAAAGGCACCUUUACUUUUUUGUAAUGCUGUAUCCAAGGUGAUUUUGGGACAAAGCCCUCAAAAACAGUGGUUGCACUUAACUGCUGCUCAGUGUGUUGCAAAGGAAAGGAAGCCAUCAGAUGCUCAUCUGCCCCAACCAGGAGUCCUUCGCCAUAGGCGAUGGAAGAAAGAUGUUUUAUCCAAGAGGAUUUUUUCGUCCAAUGCCACAACCCAGGGGUCUCCAGGAAAAAAGGAAGAGCCUGAUCCUUUACAAGACAAAUCUAUUAGUCUUUAUCAACGUUUUAAGAAGACAUUUAGACAAUAUGGAAAAGUUUUGAUUCCAGUGCAUCUAAUAACUUCUGGUGUUUGGUUUGGAACAUUUUACUAUGCAGCCUUAAAAGGAGUGAAUGUGGUUCCUUUUCUAGAAUUCAUUGGGUUACCUGACAGCGUGGUAAACAUCCUGAAAAAUUCCCAGAGUGGAAAUGCACUAACAGCAUAUGCCAUGUUUAAGAUUGCGACACCCGCCAGGUAUACUGCGACUUUGGGAGGCACGUCCUUUACUGUGAAGUAUCUCCGCAGUCAUGGCUACAUGUCCACACCACCACCUGUUAAGGAGUAUCUGCAGGACAGGAUGGAGGAGACAAAGGAGCUUAUCACCGAGAAAAUGGAAGAAACAAAGGAUAGACUCACUGAAAAGUUACAAGAAACCAAAGAAAAAGUUUCUUUUAAGAAAAAAGUGGAAUAGGGUGCCUUAUAUAACAGGAUAUAGAAAAUUCCUGCACUUUAACCCUUUGGAAACUAUGGGCAAAGAUAUAUGUCUGAUUAUUUUUUUGGUUAGUUGCCUAAAUAUGCUAGUUCUCUGAGGGUUAAAGAACUAAGAUGCCUUUUUAAAACUAAAUAUCACUACAAAAAUCAAUGUCUUUUGAAAGGAAGAAAGAACCCAGUAUAAGAAAUUUCACAUCGUUAACAGCAUUAAGCAAUGUGAAUGUCUUGUAAGGCGCACUUUGUUUUCAAGGUCUUCAGAAUCAUUUGCUUUGUCUUGUUGCCAGCUGUAAUUAAUGCAGGCAAGGCAGCUGACUUCUUGAUAACUGAUGUGACCCAUAGACAGCUGUUAAUACUGGAUCUUAAUCUUCACGUCAUUCAAUAAGGUUUUAACUAUAUUUAGUUCUUAAUGUGGAGGCAAACUAGCAUCAUCAAAUCUGCCUGCAAAUAAGAGGAUAUUUAGUCUUUCUAUAAAAAACAGUAUAUAACAAUUACCAGUUAAAAUACACACCUUAUAUCAAGAAAAGGGAAUAAAAAUUCAGUUAUAUGUAUGUAAAUAAGAUGUAUUGGUUUAUAUGUACAUGAAAAUGAACCCUUUAAAGAUGAUUUUUACCUGAAGCUUGUCAUAAUCAAUUUUUUAAAGCAAAUAUAUAUGGCAGUAGUACUUUUGCAAACUUGCGUAUUGGUGGCGAUCACCUCAAACACAAAACUUUAUUGUGAGUCAUUUGUGUCCUCUUCAACUAAUCUUUCAGAAGAAAGGUAAAAAAUCAUUAUACCUUAAGUUUAAAUUAAAUUUUUCAGCAGCAACUCAGGCUCGUGGCUCUCAAGCAGAAAAAGGUUUGGGAAACUAAAAAAUGGGGUCAGGUUGUCAUGGGGACAGCUUACUCUCCCUGGGGUGGGAACUGGCCUUGCCUCAUCAAACCAACACAGUUUCCCAAUAUAUUAUUUUGGGGUUAAUGUUGACUUCAUUCAGAGUAAAUGUUAAAAUUGUGGCUGCUGCUUUUUAUCUCACAUCAAAGGGAAGUAGUGUCCUUGCCUGAGCAUUCUUCCUGUUUGUGAAGAUAUAUAUAUAUCAGAGAGAGAGAGAGAGGUAUAUCAAAGGUAUCAUUAAAUUAUUUGCUUGUGAUGAAAUUCAACCAUGUCUGAUAUGAAAGUUGCCUGGAUUGUGGGAUGAGUUUGAGUAUGUGUGUGUUUCUUUGUUCUAACUGUGAUUACUUCAGCUCUAACACUUAAACUGCUAAUUGGAAGAGGGAAAAGCCUCCUUUUUUUUUUUUAAGAUUGUCAUUGUUUUGAUUUAUCUGCCAAGCCAAGAGAAUGUCAGAGUUUGCCACAUCGUUAGUUCUGUGGGACUUCCUGCUGUGUGUCAGGAUUUUUGUAUGAAAUGCUUAGUUUGACCCAAUUUAGAGGAUAGUUUAAGAGGAUUGAAAUGUUUAAAUGGAUACAUCUGAUUAUCAUAUUGGAACACUUUCAAAAUAUGCUGGGAUUGGACUCUUCUGGGAUGGGAGGAGCAGGAGAGCAGCUGUGUCGCUGCUUGUCAGCCUUGGGCAGGUAGCACAGUUUGCUACCCGAUGUGCUGAUUUGCAUCGACAGCACAUUUUCAGAUCAAAAUAUGAACAUAUUUUAGAUGUUUAUUAAAUAAUUUACAUUUUUGCAGUUAUUUAUUUAAUGCUAAGAUGUCGACACAUUUCUUGUCUCUUUUUUUUUAACCGCUUGAGAAUACUUAUGUUGAAAUCUGUUAUAUGGCAUUCUUUCUUCUAAAACAAUUGCCUUUUACUUUUUACAUUGCACAGGGCAUAUUUUCCGGUGAGAAUAAAUUGGAGGUUCUUGGAAGUUACUGAUCAUCCCGAGACUAAAAUAUACUUUUCCUGAGUUGACAUCUUCUGUUCAGUCCAUUUGAGUUUUGUUGCCAUCCAGUUUCAUAAUUGUAUUGUGUCUAUUCAGUUAGAGAAAAUGAGGUACUGCUUAUGAGUGCUUUGAAAUUCCCUAGUAAAAAGUUAUCUGAAGA